Molecule: messenger RNA, 1671 nt
Organism: Chlamydomonas reinhardtii
Lineage: Eukaryota; Viridiplantae; Chlorophyta; Chlorophyceae; Chlamydomonadales; Chlamydomonadaceae
Exons: 3
Coding region: 128-1135 (335 amino acids)
Biological process (GO): pyruvate decarboxylation to acetyl-CoA
Cellular component (GO): pyruvate dehydrogenase complex
Source: RefSeq, a predicted model, not a curated record
CAAUACAAGGGCAUAGAUUUUGAGCGAAACAAACAUACACCGCGACAAUUGCGCGUGUUGUGCAUGAGUAGAGCCCUCGCAAACCCGCCCUCGAGCAUAGCUCGCCAUCAUACGCAGCUAUCACAUCAUGGCCAGUGUGUCGCUUCUGGCAUCAACCGUGCGGGCCUCGGGUUGGUUGGGGCUCCGCUGCUUCGCGUGCAGCGGCAGGACCUUGCUGGAUGGCACGUUGCAGACUUUGGCCCGCAGUGCCUACACGUCGCCAGCGGACUGUGCCCGCCGGAACCACAGCUCCUUGAGCACCAAGGAGCCAGCAGGCACUAGCGCGCAUGCGUAUGUGGGCAGCCUGACCGCCGGGACCAGGGACACGGCUCAGACGCAUGUGGGCUCCGUGCCAGCAGACCGCCUGAUCUGGCUGCCCAUGCCCAAGUUAUCGCAUGAGAUGACACACGGCCGGAUAGCCAAGUGGCACGUCGGCGACAGCGACAGCGGCAGUGGCGCGGACCCCGGGCGGCCCACCCACGUGUCCGAGUACGACAUCCUGCUGACGGUGGACACGGACUCGCUGGUGGAGGAGGCGUACCGGCUGGACCAGUUCGCGGGCACGGUGUCCCUGCUGGUGGAGUCGCAGGAGGAAGCGCACGUGGCCGGACUGCUGGUGGCGGAGGGCGAGGAGGUGGAGGUGGGCCGCCCCAUCGCGGUGCUGUGCGAGGACCCGGAGGACGCGGCGGCGGUGCGGGCGGAGCUGCUGCAGGACCAGCACCGGCAGCACCAACAGCAGCAGCAGCUGGAGGAGGAGAGGGCGACCGCUGAGCAGACACGAUUGACCCACAGUUCUGCGCCAACGCCCGUCUCUCGGUCGCCGGCAACAACACUAGCUGCAGCGACAGCAGUGCAGGGGGCGGGGACAGAGCGUACAAGCUCAGGGCCGGGGCAGGGGCAGGUAGCAGGGCGCCUGAGUCCGGCGGGGCGGGCGCUGGUGGGGGGCGUGGGGAACCUGUAUGCGGAUCUGGACGCGGCGACCAGGUCGGCUGAGGGGCUGGUGCGGUCAGCGCCGCCCCCUCGGUUGCUGGAGUGGCAGUCGUACCUGGCGAGUUCAUCUAAGGCCGCUUCAUCCAGCAAAUGCGGGUGCAUGUAAGGAUGGCGGGUCGUGUGCGAUCAAGGCAGGUAGAGCCUGUGUUGAAACUGCACCUAAGUCAUGAGAUGGAUUUACUGCUCGAUGCGCUCGAGGCCAGGAGCUGUCCAGGAAGGUGCAGCCCGGGCAGCAGGCGCAGGCGGAGGCCAAGGAGGAGGACGAGGGGGAGCCGGGGAGGACGAGAAAGAGGGCAGUAGCAGCAGCAGUACUUCAUGUCAGCGAGUAGCCGCCACGUUGGCAGACAGCAAGGCUCCAUCCUGCCCUUGGGGCGUGGGCUUAGGUGGCGGAGUUGUCUGGAUUAGCCGGAUGAGCACCCCUACGGUGUAAUGGAGGCAUGCGGUGCUCCAUGUCUGUCACGGCCUGUCAAGGGGGUUUCAACGGUUUCCUGGCACGCGCGCGUCGCAGUACCCGUGUGCCACGUCGCUUUGGGCACUCCGCGCGAAUACAGAUCCAGGUGUACAUGAUGUUAUAGCAACGCGGUGCAGGUAACCCACUGCAAGCACAUGUGUGAAAUGUGCUCAGGCCGUAAUCGCAGAAUG